AUUCCGAUAAUACGCGGAAGCGACACAAUACAAAAUGUCUUCUGCUACAAAUGUGUAUGAUGUUCUUGGUGUUAUCGCUGAUUUUGAUGAUGAACUCACCGCAGAAUCCACUCCUGACUCCCGCAAGAAAAAGAUUACGAAACAUCUGCAACAGAUGUCAAGAAUUGGGUUUAAAAUACCCGAUUUCGAAAAUGGUCUGGACUGGUUGAAUGUUUCGGAGCCACUUAGUUUUUCAAAACAACUGAAAGGACAGAUAGUUGUGCUCGACUUCUUCACCUAUUGCUGUAUAAACUGUAUGCACAUUCUCCCAGACCUUGAGGCUGUGGAGGAAGUGUAUCCCCUAGGCUCUGGCGUUGCUGUCGUAGGUGUUCAUUCUGCCAAAUUCCUCAACGAAAAGGUGACUGCCAACAUCACAAGUGCAGUUCUACGAUACGGGAUUAAACAUCCGGUGGUAAAUGACAAAGAUGCCACGCUGUGGACGACUUUGGCUGUUUCUUGCUGGCCUACUUUACUCUUCAUUGGACCGAACGGUGAACUGUUGUACAGUGUGGCCGGAGAAGGUGGCAGGGAAAGAGUGCUAGAAUUCUUGGCAGUGGCAGUGGAUUUUUUCUCUUCUGGGGGUCAGUUACGACCGUCAAGCCUUCCCAUCAGCCUUGAGUCUGACAAGGGUCAGCACUUUGAUCUCAGUUUUCCGGGAAAAGUGAGUUUCUGGGCUGAGCGGCAGUGGCUGCUUAUUGCUGACAGUGGCAACCACAGGAUCCUCAUCACAGACGUCAAUGGGAUUGUGCAGGCAGCUGUUGGGAGUGGUCAGCGUGGCUUUAAAGAUGGCAACUGGUCAGAGGCCGAAUUCUCCUCCCCUCAAGGACUCGUUGGCUACAAGGAUCACAUCUACGUUGCUGACACAGAGAACCAUUGCUUACGGGUCAUCAGUUUGGUGGACAAGUCAGUUGUCACAGUUGCUGGCACUGGCAGACAAGGUUUUGACAAUGAGGGAGGGAAAGUCUCUACUGAACAAGAGCUGUCCUCUCCGUGGGAUGUGGAGCUUGGUAACCCACAGUUGGAGGGUAGUGACGUCCCAGUUUUGUUCGUAGCCAUGUCUGGAAUUCAUCAAGUGUGGGUUUACUUCUUGUCAGAUGGUCCAUGGUUCAAAAAGAGAUCUUACCCAAAAGGCACCUGCCUUCGCUUUGCUGGUUCUGGCAGAGAAGAGAACAGAAAUAAUGCAUACCCUGAAAAAGCCAGCUUUGCUCAACCCUCGGGACUGGCUGUAGGGAGCAAGGGCUCCACCAGCACCCUGUAUGUGGCUGACAGUGAGAGCUCCUCCAUCAGGACAAUAAGCCUGCCCUCUUGCAAAGUGUCUGGAUUGGUUGGUGGGGAAAAAGACCCAACGAAUCUGUUUGCCUUUGGAGAUGAAGAUGGUAAAGGUACAAAUGCAAAGCUUCAGCAUCCUUUGGGUGUGGCAUUACUGGCAGAUGAAGGACCGCUUGUAGUUGCAGAUUCAUACAAUCAUAAGAUUAAAAUUGUUGACCUGGCUACGAGCGUGUGUGAGACACUGGCAGGAACGGGACAGGCUGGGGGAACCGUGAGCCCUUCUGACCUGAAGAAAACAGAAUUUAACGAGCCCGGUGGCGUGUCUGUGGACAGGGAACGUCAGCUGAUUUAUUUGGCGGACACUAACAAUCAUGCCAUCAAAGUUGUAGACUAUACAAAAUGGACGGUAUUUCAGGCAAGUAUUCAAUGCAUCUUCUAUUUGCAGCUUCCGAUAGUUUUCCCGAAAGAUUCACCAAGUGAAAAAGUUGUGGAACCAGAAGGAAAUUACGAAGUUUUACCAGAAAUAUCUUGCUCCGCUUGCGGUAAGGAAGUAGUGCUUUCAGUACCACUGGCAUUGUCACCAGGAGAACAUAUCAACAUGGAGGCGCCAAAUGCAUGGAAGCUCUCUGCUUUUGAUGAAACAGGUCAAAAGUUUUUGGAGACUCUGAACCCUGCUGAGCGGAAGGGAAAGCUGUGUUUCACAAAGGAUAAUCCUACAUCUAGCGAGAAAGCAACAUUCAGGAUCAAUCUGUCCCCAUCAACCAGUCCUGGGCGCGUGAAUCUCAACAUCUCUACUCAGAUAUUUGUGUGCUUAGACGAUGAGAAUGUUUGUUUACCUCCUAAAAUGGGUCAGUUUAGACAAUCAUUGAAUAUUUUGUAGUACAUUCUGUAUUCCACUAUGUCCUGUUAUGACUAGCCUGACAUACUAUGUUGUCAUUUUGAAUAAAAGCUAUGUUUUUUGUUAUCGACUUGCCAUAUAAAGAA
Messenger RNA from Aplysia californica (California sea hare), 2292 nucleotides. Its product is annotated as NHL repeat-containing protein 2. Gene Ontology annotation, molecular function: protein binding. NCBI's taxonomy places the organism in Eukaryota, Metazoa, Mollusca, Gastropoda, Aplysiida, Aplysiidae. The transcript has 10 exons. The record is from RefSeq and is a predicted model, not a curated record. Bases 35 to 2188 code for a protein of 717 amino acids.